Lachancea mirantina is the source of this 747-nucleotide messenger RNA. Lineage: Eukaryota; Fungi; Ascomycota; Saccharomycetes; Saccharomycetales; Saccharomycetaceae. The record is from the annotation of a GenBank genome assembly.
AUGGCCAGAACUUUCUUCAUUGGUGGUAACUUCAAAUUGAACGGCUCCAAGCAGUCUAUCACUGAGAUCGUCGACAGACUAAACGACGCUUCUAUCCCACAAAACGUUGAGGUGGUUAUCUGCCCACCAGCCCCAUACUUGGGUUUGGCUGCCUCUCUAGUCAAGAAGUCUCAAGUCACCGUUGGUGCCCAAAACGCCUACCUAAAGGGUUCCGGUGCUUACACUGGUGAAAACUCCGUCGAGCAAAUCAAGGACGUUGGUGCCAAGUGGGUCAUCUUGGGUCACUCCGAGAGAAGAACUUACUUCCACGAAGAUGACAAGCUCGUCGCCGAAAAGACCAAGUACGCUUUGGACCAAGGUGUCGGUGUCAUCUUGUGUAUCGGUGAGACUCUUGAGGAGAAGAAGGCCGGUGUCACUUUGAAGGUUGUCGACACUCAGCUAACUGCUGUCUUGGACCAAGUCAAGGACUGGAGCAACGUUGUUGUUGCUUACGAGCCAGUCUGGGCCAUCGGUACCGGUCUAGCUGCUACCCCAGAGGACGCUCAAGAGAUCCACGCUCACAUCAGAAAAUUCCUCGCUGAAAAGCUCGGUGCUGGUGUCGCUGACAAGAUCAGAAUCUUGUACGGUGGUUCCGCUAACGGUAAGAACGCUGUCACUUUCAAGGACAAGCCAGACGUUGACGGUUUCCUAGUCGGUGGUGCUUCUUUGAAGCCAGAGUUUGUCGACAUCAUCAACUCUAGAAACUAA